CACCACUGAACGUUCACAGUCCACUGACGUGAGAUAAGACACCACCGUCCAGUAUUCAGUGCCGCUGACCGCUGUCCUACCGCUCCUACCUUGAGCUGUUACUGCAGCGAGUGAUGGUAACUAUGGUCUAGGCGGGAUGGAUAAGGGCGGAGGUCAAGAGGUCACCCUGCUGGAGAUGGGAGGUAACAAUGGCGUCCACAAGGACAAGCACCUCAUGAGGCUGGAGCGGAAGAAGAUGGAGGGCGGGAUGCUGCAGGACGACAGGACGCCGGAUGAGGACCGAGAGGACGAGAGCUUGAAUGACGUCUUGGAUGAUGACGCCAGUGAUGACUCGUCCAGCGUGGCUGAGUCACAUCACUCGCACGUCCUUGACCCCAACUCAUGUAAGGGUAAACUCGCCGCCUACCUGAAGACAAACGUCGUGCAAUAUUUCGUCAUCUUCCUGGUCGUGGCUGAUUGCGUCAUUAUUGUCCUGGAACUCCUGCUGGACAUGGAGAUCAUCAAAUUUCCAGAAGCGAGUCACGAGCCAGAUAAUUCGACGUCACACAACGUCACGCAUGGACACACUGACGAACAUGCGCAUGGACACACAGAUGAUCACAAACUGGUAGUCUGGAACUCCAGUCUAGAAUCUUACAACAGUACCCAUAACAUUUCAGAUGGCCACGCCACACCCCACCACCACACCAACAAGGAGAAGGCUGAACACGUCCUCCACGCACUGAGUCUGGCCAUCUUGUCUCUCUUCAUGAUAGAGGUUUCACUCAAAGUUUUUAUAGAAGGCAAACACCUGCUGAAGCAACCUGCCGAGGUGUUUGACGCCAUCGUGGUCAUCGUCUCCUUCACGCUGGACGUGGUCUUCAGCUUUAUCUCAGUGGCCAGCGCUGCCCAGGACGCCGCGGGUCUCAUGGUCUUGUUGCGGCUCUGGAGGGUCACCCGAAUUAUCAAUGGCGUCAUCCUGUCCGUCAAGCUGGACGCCAAGAAAAAAAUUGACGUCAUGAAGCGCGCGCUGCGUCACGCGGAGCACGAGAACAAGAGGCUUCAGCACAAGGUGGACAAGUUGGAGAGAGAAAACGGUGUACUACGGGGCAAAAGGAUGAACAAAGAGCUGAGUGGGGACGUGGGGCACAUGAAUAAAGAAUUAAGUGGUGACCUCACAAUACAGUCUGAUACACAGAACAACUGCCUAUUCGAGAACAACAUGCACGAAAUUGAACUACGUGACCUCAGCGACAAAACAUAA
Messenger RNA from Physella acuta, 1243 nucleotides. RefSeq names its product voltage-gated hydrogen channel 1. Lineage: Eukaryota; Metazoa; Mollusca; Gastropoda; Physidae. Gene Ontology annotation, biological process: proton transmembrane transport. Gene Ontology annotation, molecular function: voltage-gated proton channel activity. Gene Ontology annotation, cellular component: plasma membrane. The record is from RefSeq and is a predicted model, not a curated record.